AUGCUGGAUAUUGUGUGGAAGGAUAUGGCGCCCACUGUGGCUGUCGUGGGAAUCGGCCUUACAGGCUUGCGCCAGUAUUCCAAGUUCACCAAGGCCCAACGAGUCGUCUUUCAGAUUGGGCUUGUUUGCUCUAUUCUGGGACUUUCUCUGUUUGUCGUGACUCAGUUGAUGGGUCUCGUUUCUUGCAAGGAUAUUAAAGCUUAUGUGUGA
This is a messenger RNA of Penicillium psychrosexuale, 210 nucleotides long. RefSeq lists its product as uncharacterized. The transcript has a single exon. NCBI's taxonomy places the organism in Eukaryota, Fungi, Ascomycota, Eurotiomycetes, Eurotiales, Aspergillaceae. The record is from RefSeq and is a predicted model, not a curated record. Bases 1 to 210 code for a protein of 69 amino acids.